GAUUUGCGCAGUAGGGGAUGAGACUGGAUGCAGCAUGGAAUAAAAAUAAAGCAGACGAUAUGUCAGUACCUCUCAAAAUGGCGCUACCAAGGGUGCUGUGUCGUGCUCGUCUUCUGUUAAACAACGACUUUUCUGUGGUUUCGAAAUAUUCUUCAGUAGUGAAUAGUGUUUCAAUAAAUAAGUGCGUGCAAAUUCGAACUGUUAAACAAUUCAGGACACAUUUUUCUUCCGAUAAAGUGUUACAUUCAAAGAAAAAGGACGACAAGGAUUCAGAUAACAGUAUUUCUUUGUCUUCUUCUUCCUCAGAUAGCGAUAGUGAUUCGGAUUUAGAAGAUGACGUGACAGUGGUGUAUUAUAAGGGUCUUCCCCAAGUAACGGUACCUCUUCCCAGUAGGAGAGAACGAUGUAGAUUCACGCUGAAACCAAUCACGAAUACCGUAGGAGAAUUUUUAGAAAUGUUGAAGAAAGAAGACAAAGGAAUAGACAGGGUGGUGUGUAUGGCGAAGGACGGUACGAGAAUAGCGUCUUCCAAUACGAUAGAGACUCUACUAGAUGAUGAUUUUAAAUUGAUCAUCAACGAUAAUUCCUAUAAUGUAAAUACCCCGAAACAGGAAAGGGUGACAGGGGAGGAAAUACAAAGACUUAACGACGUGAAAAAUUUAGUUAGCCAAUUGUAUGAAGCCAUGCACAUACAGGAACAUCAAAUCACCAAAGAAAAAGAACUGACUACGCAACUUGAAAUGAUCGAACAGGAACUGUUGCCUCUAGAACAGAAAAAAAAUGAACUUGAACUAGUCGCUCAACGUCGAGGAAAUUGGUUGUCUUGGGCGGGAUUGGGUCUGAUGUCGGUCCAAUUCGGAAUUCUCGCCAGGUUAACAUGGUGGGAAUAUUCCUGGGACAUUAUGGAACCGGUGACGUACUUCGUCACUUACGGCACAGCUAUGGCAUGCUACGCAUAUUUUGUUCUCACCAAGGAGGAAUACAUUCUUCAAGAUGUCAGAGACCGCCAACAUCUCAUUAUCAUGCACAAAAAAGCCAAGAAACUCGGCAUGGACUUGAACCAGUACAACAUGCUCAGGCAGGAAGCUGUCCAAAUCCAGAGCAAACUAAAAAAACUGCGCAACCCUCUAAAAUUGAAAUUACCUCCGAAUGUCUUAGCACGACAAAUGAAUCCUUUAAUGAAUGCAGUACCUGGAACUACAAGUCAAACAACCACAGUAGAUCCCAAAGAGGCCAGCGAAGUACUGAAAGGAUCUGCAUGUGCAACUGCUGCGCCAAAGGAUUCCCUUACAACUGCCGAAACAUCAAAGGAAUCAUUAACAAAAGAAUCAUCAACAGAGAAGUCAUCAACAAAGGAAUCAUCAACUAUUUCUGAAACAACCACCAAAGAGCCCAAGAAAUGAUUGAGAACUUCUACAAGUAAAGAGUUUGUUUUUACCAUCUUUAAAUUAUUAUGUAUUUAUUUAUGGAUGAAUUUUAAGAAUUUCUUAAGGAAAUAACCAUCGCUGUUUCUGGCGAUGUCGUGAAAGCUCAAAUAUAGAUUAAUAAUUAUACAAAUAGUGUUUGUACGACGCCAAGUUAUGCUUUUUUGUUCAUCUUUUUAUAUGAAAAAGUUAAACGAAAAUUUGGGGAGUAGUCUGAGUAUGAGAAAUUUUUGUGAAAAACUUUUCGCCCUUUGAAAAUAUAUACAUUUUCCUAUCAUUAAAUGUUUCGGUCUUGACAAUUUCAGUAGUGAAUUGCUGGAUAUAAAUUUAUUUGUGAUUUUUGCUAGACCUGAAAUUCUUUCGUAGUUGUAAUAUUUUCCUGCCUAUCCGAAAACUUUUUCUUGUCUUCCAUUUCAACCGCCAGAAAUGGUAUAUUUUUUUCAUCAACCAGAAUGCAAAUUCAAUUUUACUGCUGGUAUAAUUGAUUAUAUUAGUUAGUUUGAUUUCCACUUCAAAAGUACCAGUCUAAAUGAAUUUUCUGAUGUAAUAUAGAGUAAGAAUUCUAGAAACAUUUGUACUAAAUCCGUCCUGUUUCAAAUUACCUCUAACAGAAUGAAUUUCAAAAACCAUUUUCUAAUUUUUUUUUAAUGUGAAAUUUUUCAGAUUUAAAUCAUCUUGGUUAUAUCUUUUAAAGAUUUUCCUGAUAUUUUCAAAGUAGAUUCCACACGUAUACUAUAUUGGCAUACAAGAUUCUCUUAAAUUGAAAGAAUUUGUCUGAUAUUUGAUAAUACAACUUUCAGAAUCAUUGAAAAAUGUAUUUUAUCCUUACUCAUCUAAUUUGAAAACUUCACACAACUCUGUUGAAGUUUAUCAAUUUUUAUCGGUGAAUAUUAUUGGUGCUUUAGAUCGUAGAAUAUCCUUUGCUCCUUUUACAAAGCUUUAAUGAUAUACUGCAAAUACGCACCUGUAAAAAUGAGCACAUAUUGCUGUGAUUUUAUUGUGAGAUAAAAACAAUCAAUGCAUGUUUUCCUUAUGAGCUUAAAGGUUUUCCUAAUUGACACAGAUAAUCUUGAAUACUAACAAAAUCGCUGCUUAGUCAAAGAUUUUGUAAAUAUUGUUACAAGUGCUGUUUUUUCACUACCGAAACCAAAACAAUAUGAUCAGUAAAUGAAUGUAAACUAAUGGUGUGAAUUAAAUUUGGACCAAAUAAAGCGUGUUUCCUUUUAUUAGAUUCAAUAUUUCAAUUUUUACAAGUUGCUUUUUGGUGAGGAAAAUGCAGCACCCAGUAAAUUAGUUAUAGAAUAAACUUCUCUACACUUAUAUUUCUAGUGCCAAGCAAGUUAUGCAAUUUUUAUAGAAUAUAUUAUGGCUCUAUGAAUUUUAUAACUCUAAAUAUAAUACCUACCUAAAAUAUAUACAAAUUUUUAAAAAUCACUGAAAGUUUUGAACUAACAUUUGUUAUAUUUUCGGUUAUGCAAUGAAUCUGAAAUUUGAAGAUUGAUUCAUUUCAUGACUGUUGUUGAAUGUGUUAUGAAUCUAAUUUUUAUUGUGGUGAGUUCAUUUGAAUUUUUUAUGGAAAUCAAGUGUUAGUUUUCACAUUUGUUGUAGGAAUGUUAAGUUUGACAAGUUUAUAGUAAAUUUUAAGUUGUGAUUUAUCUUUGCCAAAAAAGAACUGAAAUUGAUCAUAUGAUCUUGAAAUAAAAUCGAUUCGAGAAAACAUAUUAUGUUGUAUGUAAUUUAUUUAUUUGGAGUUUAGUUUAAAUUGUCGUUUGAAGAGUUACGAGGGGUGUUUAUAAAUUUCUGAGAAUUUGGCUAUUUUUUUUUGAUUCUGUCAACUCUUUUCUUCAUCCUCAUUUUCAUGGAAUAUCAUCUAAUAUCAUAUCUGAUUCUGUAGCUUAGUCCACUUACUCUUACCCAACUCUCUCUGUAACUUUCAAAACAUCAAUUAUCAUAAUACUGCAAUGAAUCACAUGCACAAAAAUUUUCAAAAAAAAAGACAUCCCGAUCAUUAAAUAUUUCAAAAGACGAGAACGUUGAGCCCACCUGUCUAGAUUUUUUCAAAGUUUACUUGCUCCAUUAUCUUUCAUGUUUCAGAUCUAUCAAGUAUUUUUUUUCUAUAUCUGCAAUUGACGAACAAGAUUCCUCAAAAGUAUCACUUUUUCAUUCUGUUAAUCUGCAAAAAAUUACCAAAUAGUUUUCUAAUAUUUUCCGCAGGUGGUAAAAAAUGCAUAUUGUGAUGAUGAACCAAUUCAUAUCUCCUUUAAAAUUGUUCAUCCCCUCUGAUAUCAAUGCAAUUUGGAUCAAUUUUCUUGUAACAUUUACAGUUUUACAGAAAAUAUCCCCAAUAGUUUUUCAAAUAUUUGCAUAGUAGGGUUCCCCCAAUAUAUAUAGUACUAUAUUCUCUUCGGUCAGAGGAAAAAAAAAGUUUUAUCGUUACUUGUCUAAAUUCAAAAAUGUUCACAACUCCAUUGUAGUUUAUAAAUUUAUUAAAAUGAACAACACCGGUUUUUAGAUUGUGGAUCACCUUUCAUUGCUUUCACAAAGCUUCAAUAAUAUAAUGCAAAUAGGCCAAAUCAAUUAAUAUAACAAUAAAUGCUUGUUUUCUCAAAGAGCAUGAAGAUUUUUCUAAUUGAUAUAUGUAAUUUUGUUUCAGUCAGUUUACGUACGCUUAUCUAUUUAUGUAACUAGUUUUUAAAGCCAUCUUCAACAUUUUCUUGGAAUCUCUACAUUCCAUCUAUUUUUGAUAUAUUUUACACUAUUAAGCUCCCAAAUCGAACCCAUAUUGUUUUUUUAUGUUUCGGAAAAUAGGAGCCAGAUCUGGUAAGUCGUGUGGAUAUUCAAUUUUUUUUCAUUUGCAGUAUGAGGUCUCUUAUAUUACUCUGUUAUAGUAACGCAAGUUCGAGCAACUUUUCAGGUCAUCCUUAGAAAUUACUUGUGAGGCAGAUCUGGUUAAGAUCUAAACAAUACUCUGCUUCACUUCUAGUACCUCUCAGAUAAUCUCUUCACAUUCCCAGAUGGCAACCACCAAUACCUUUCCAGUGGAUGACAUUGCACAUGCUUCAAGGGGAGGUCCUUCUUCGACUUUUACGCAAUUCUUUGGAUUGAAGUAAGGUAUCCUUAUUUUAUCCAUUACCAAAAUUGAUCGACAUAAUGCGUCAAAAUCUCAAGUUGGUGGCAUGUGUAACACCUUUGAAUUCCUGUUUACUUUGCACCCAAAAUUUGUGCAAAAUUUUGUGAAUCUAUGUUGUACCUAUUUCUUCAGACUACACUAAUUUCACGAAUAUUAUAUAUUUGUUGAUAAUUUUUGAGAACAAUAUCUUGCAGUGAUGUUUAUUCACAGAGACACUCAGACACUAGUAUCUGGAUCAUUUUCUAAUGAUAUUUUACCAGCUUCAAAAGAUUGACCUCUAAAGAGACAGUGAUUUUAGAUUUUUCUUCUGGUUAAAACAUUUCUGAAGAUUCCAAUUCUUUAAAUAUUGUCAAAAUGAUUGAGAUUCAAUAACAUCUUUUAUAAAGGAUGUAUUGCUGAGAAACAAUGAAAGUCCCUAAUAUUGCAUGGAAUAGCUAUGCAAAUUUGGAAAACCUCAUCUCUCACAUAUAGAGUGGCUAAUAAUUUUUACUUGGUUGAAAUAGAGUUAAAUUCAUGAAACUUUGGAAACUUCCCUCGCAUUUCUAUAAAUAUUUUUGUUAUUCAAUCAUGCCUUGUAACACAAAGUUUUCCAAUAUCACUUUGAAUGAAAUUCAAAGGAAUAUUUUGAGUGAUUAUCAUGAUUGGAUCAAGAAAUUGUAAUUGAGUUUUCAGUAAUGAAGUUCUGCCUGAAUAUCUGACCUGAGCAUAAGGCUGUUGAUUGAAUGAAGAUUAGUUUAAUGAAAUUAUUUGAUGAACUAUGGUUAAGUAUUUUUCACAAUAUCUGAUUUGUUGGUAUGUUCAAUGUGUUUGUGUUCUGUUCAAAAAUGAUUCUCAUUGUGACUUGAUUGUGUAUAUCGUUUGUAAAUAAAUAUUGCAUAUUCCUAUAUUGUAAUAUAUAUAUUUGUUGCUCUUA
Molecule: messenger RNA, 5467 nt
Organism: Leptinotarsa decemlineata (Colorado potato beetle)
Lineage: Eukaryota; Metazoa; Arthropoda; Insecta; Coleoptera; Chrysomelidae
Gene: MCU
Product: Mitochondrial calcium uniporter
Biological process (GO): mitochondrial calcium ion homeostasis; calcium import into the mitochondrion
Cellular component (GO): uniplex complex
Molecular function (GO): uniporter activity; calcium channel activity
Source: RefSeq, a predicted model, not a curated record